AUGUCCUCCCCACGUUCAAUUUCAACUGUCGACAGAAUCAGCGCCCUUCCUGAUUCUGUUAUCUGCCACAUUCUCUCUUUUCUCCCUACCAAACAAUCUGCUGCCACAAGCAUUCUCUCCAAAAGAUGGAAUCCAUUGUGGCACUCAGUUUUCACUCUCGACUUCGACGACCAUGGCUUUGCAGAUUUCGCUACAUUCAGAUAUUUCGUCUUCUGUGUCAUGCUUGCGCGUGACCCCACCUUGCCUCUUCGAUCUUUCCGCCUCAAAUGUGGUGCCUCCCAGGGAUGCGACCCACAAGAUAUCAAUCGAUUUGUUCGCGCUGCUGUGCAACGAGGAACUCAGAAUUUCAUCAUGGAGACGGAUUUGGUUAAAACUGAUAGAGAAUUUCUAACCGAAUUAGGUUCUACAGUUUCCACAAUUUUCAAUUCUAGAAACCUUGUGGUUCUUAAGUUGAAAACAUUAUUAGUGACCGAUCUUCCUCAAAUCAAUUUUCCCUUACUCAAAACUCUCCAUUUGAAAAAGGUUUACAUUCUAAGAGAUUUUAAUAAGCUUAUCGAGGGGUGUCCCAUUCUAGAGGAGUUGGAAAUAACAACUUCUUUUCUAUUUAGGUUUUCGAAAGAUGGUAUUGGAGAGUUUAAACACUCCAAUUUGGUCAGAGUUAACAUUUCUAAAUUUGGUCCACAAAAUUUUCCAUUUGCUUGGAUUUGCAAUGCAAAGAUUUUGCGUUUAGAACUGCAACGUAGCGAGGAUCAAGUUCACGCUUUUCAUAACUUAACUCACAUGGAGCUUAUAUUCACAUCAAAUUGGCGUACCAAAUGGAAGUGGUUGCUAGAAAUGCUGAAGAAUUGCCCUAAACUUCAAAAUCUUACCCUUCACAAGCUUUAUGGACAUGGUAUUGAUGAGGAUGAUUGGAAGGAACCAGAAAUUAUUCCAAACUGCCUUUCCUCUCAACUAAGAACAUGCUCGCUUAUAGAUUACAAAGGCAUGAAGUGUGAGCUUCAGUUUGCAGAGUAUGUUUUGAAGAAUGCCAACUUACUGCGCACGAUGACAAUUAGUGCCUCUCCAGGGGAUUUAACUUUAAAGCACCAAAUGCUAAUGGAUUUAUCUUUGUGUCCAAGGGGCUCUAUUGCAUGUAAACUUUCAUUCAUUUGA
This is a messenger RNA of Medicago truncatula (barrel medic), 1152 nucleotides long. Its product is annotated as FBD-associated F-box protein At5g56370. Gene Ontology annotation, molecular function: protein binding. The transcript is spliced from 3 exons. Lineage: Eukaryota; Viridiplantae; Streptophyta; Magnoliopsida; Fabales; Fabaceae. The record is from RefSeq and is a predicted model, not a curated record. The coding region runs from base 1 to 1152 and encodes 383 amino acids.